Messenger RNA from [Candida] anglica, 3450 nucleotides. Lineage: Eukaryota; Fungi; Ascomycota; Pichiomycetes; Serinales; Debaryomycetaceae. The record is from the annotation of a GenBank genome assembly.
AAAAAAAUAGUGAACAAGAUAUGAAGUUAGAUCGUAUUCUGUUAUAUAAGAUCUCGUUGGUAGUGCAACAAGACAAAACGAACACUUUACUUACGUCAUUAUGGACUAUUUGAAUUGCUGUUACAAUGUAUAUGAACUCCCCCUGAAGCCUUGGUUCAUAUCCAAGAAAAAAAUAGAACAAAUGUAUUUUAAGUCCAAGAAUGUUGCGAGCCCCGCAUAAAUAUCGCAAAUGUUCCAUUGCUGAAGCUACGUAAGAACGAGGUAGUAGUACUAUCUAGGACUAUGUUUAAGUCAGUUCGCUCUCAUAUAACCGGCUUAGAAUAUAUACCACGACCAUGAUACCAUAAAGCUACUCUCUUCCUGCAACUCCCCGUUUUAAACCGUUUUUCUGUUUUUGUAUUUUCUAAGGGUUUAGCAUUUGCUUCGGACUUGUGUCGUCUCACCACUGUCCAGUUGUAUUUUGGUUUUGUAUCAUUUGUGUCACGCUGAGAACACACAGACGAUAAGCAUCUGGGAUUAAUAGAUGGAAUAUAAAUUCGGUUAUUUCGGAUUCUCCUCUUUUUUAAAACGCUUUUUAAACAAGGAGAACAAUAAAUUCAUUAUAUAUUAUACAUAUAUUUAGGGUAAUUGGUCUUCUUUGAAAGUUUUAUAACUCAUUUAAUAGUACAAACGGUCAGACCCUUUUUUCCCGAUUUAUUAUUAAAGUCGGGGUAAUAACCACAGGAAGACCAUCACAUUGCCCAUUCACACUAUGGAUAACCCAUUUGCUCACAAGAGAAGACAAUCCAGUUCCAGUCUGGAGUACAACCCAUUUGAUGUUGCUGAGAAUUACUAUGGUCCCAGAACAAACCCUGCUGCUGCUCCAUUGAAUUCUCGUUUGGGACGGGUUAGAACCCUUUCAUUGGUCGAAACUAACGCAUUAAGAGGCCGUUAUUUCGACUCUUCCGAGUCUUCAGACGAUGGAGUUCUGGAUGUGGAACACCCACAUUCAGAUGACGAAGAUCGUAUCCAAUUGGAUUUCCGUCAACCAGCACCAUUGGAAUCACUUCGUGAAAGAAGUCUUGAAACCACCCCAGAUCCAAUGGAUUCAACUGCCCUGUUAGGUUCAGGAGUUAAGUCACCACCCACUUUGGACGGAGAUUUAAGCGAGACCGGUAUGUCCACUUUCACUAGAAGACCAUCAAUUAUGCCAAUCUAUGGAGAAUUGUCGGAAUCACUUGUUGGAUCUAAUCCAGAAAUUCACGCAGCAGCAGUAGAAAAACAUUUGAAAAAGGCAAAGGCUUUAAAGACAAGACAUUUCAGAAGAUCUUCAGUGGAUGAUACAAAUCUUCUGACUCCAAAGAAGUUUUUCAUUAGUGAUAUUGAUAUUACUCUUAAGCAACUUUUACAAAAUGAAGACACUGAUCACAAUUUCCAAAUUACCAUUGAAGAUACAGGACCUAAAGUGUUAAAGCUUGGAACUGUUAACUCUAAUGGUUAUAAACAGGCUGAUGUUAGAGGAACUUAUAUGUUGUCUAAUUUACUUCAAGAAUUGACAAUUGCCAAGAGAAUGGGUAGGAAACAAAUGAUUUUAGAUGAGGCUAGACUUAAUGAAAAUCCAGUGGAUAGAUUGAGAAGACUUAUCACAACUCAAUUUUGGAAGUCUCUUACCAGACAAGUUGAUGAAUUUAAUAUUGCGGAUAUGGCUCGUGAUACAAAAAUUCAAGAAGAGUAUUAUGAUGAAAAUGGAGUGUUGCACACAUCUAAAGUUUGUCACAGGUUGUACAUCCCACAUGAUAGAAAAGAUCAAUAUGAUUAUUAUACUCGUAUUGCAAACUCUAAUCCAGAUUUACAUCUUGAUGUUAAAUAUCUUCCAGAAAAGAUCGAUGCUGAUUAUAUUAAAUCGAUCAAUAAGAAGCCCGGAUUACUUUCACUUUCGUCUACACCAGACCCGGAUGAUAACACAAAGCUUGUGAAUCAACCAUAUGUUGUUCCUGGUGGACGUUUCAAUGAAUUGUAUGGUUGGGACUCUUAUAUGGAAACAUUAGGACUUCUUGUCACCGCCACUGAGCAAAACACUGAACGUUUAAGACUUUGUAGAGGAAUGGCUGAGAACUUCAUUUACGAAAUCUUUUAUUAUGGGAAGAUUUUGAAUGCUAAUCGUUCAUACUAUUUAGGUAGAUCUCAACCACCAUUUUUAACCGAUAUGGCGAUCAGAAUCUAUGAGAAGACGAUGGAAAUCUAUAAAGGUAAUGAAUUUGUUGAACAAGAUGCUCGUGAUUUCUUGCUUAGAGCAACUCAGGCAGCCAUCAAAGAGUACAACUCUAUUUGGUGCAGUGAACCAAGACUCGAUAUUGCUACUGGUCUUUCUUGUUAUCACCCAGAGGGUAAGGGUAUUCCACCUGAAACUGAAGCUACCCAUUUCGAUUCUGUGUUAGAACCUUAUGCAACAAAGCAUAAAUGUACUAAAGCUGAAUUCAUUGAAUUGUAUAACGAUGGUAAAGUCCACGAGCCUGCACUUGAUGAAUAUUUCUUACAUGAUAGAGCAGUAAGAGAAAGUGGUCAUGAUACCUCGUAUAGAUUGGAAGGUAAAUGUGCGCAUUUGGCCACAGUUGAUUUAAAUUCUUUACUUUACAAGUAUGAAACAGAUAUCGCUUACAUUGUUGAAAAUCAUUUCGAUAACAAAUUGGAGAAUUUCCAUACUAAGGAACUUGAAACAAAGGAAAAAUGGAAUGAAAAGGCAGAUAUUAGAAAGAAGAAUAUGACCAAGUAUUUAUGGAAUGAAAAAGAAGGUGCCUUUUAUGAUUAUAAUGUGAAAUCAAAGGAAAUUACCGAUUAUGAAUCAGCUACAACAUUCUGGCCAUUAUGGUCUAAAGUUGCCACUGAAGAACAAGCGGCCAAAUUGGUACAAAACUUACACAAAUUUGAAGAAUUUGGAGGGUUGGUUUCUGGAACUUUGAAAUCUCGUGGAUUAAUUGGGUUGGAUAGACCUUCAAGACAAUGGGAUUAUCCCUUUGGUUGGGCACCUCAACAGAUUUUGGCUUGGAUAGGGUUUUCCAACUACGGAUAUGAAGGAGUUACCAGAAGAUUGGCUUACAGAUGGCUCUAUUUGAUGACUCAAGCAUUUGUGGAUUUCAAUGGUAUUGUGGUUGAGAAAUAUGAUGUUACCCAGAGAAUUGCUCCCCACAAGGUUACUGCGGAAUAUGGUAACCAAGGGUCUGAUUUUAAAGGUGUUGCUACAGAAGGGUUCGGAUGGGUCAAUGCCAGUUAUGUGUUUGGUCUUACUUUUAUGUCUUUACAUGGUAGAAGGUGUCUUGGAACAUUGACCAAUCCGGAUGUAUUUUUAGCGCAUCUUAAUCCUGACCAAUCCAUUUUGUAUGACAAUAGAAAAUCAAAGUAGGUAGAGAAAUUUUAUAGAAGAAAAAACUAACAAAAAAAAACAAAUAUUAACGAAUAAAUAAAGAAAAUGAU